Messenger RNA from Fusarium keratoplasticum, 1344 nucleotides. RefSeq names its product Kinesin-like protein. Gene Ontology annotation, biological process: microtubule-based movement. Gene Ontology annotation, molecular function: microtubule binding; ATP hydrolysis activity; microtubule motor activity. Gene Ontology annotation, cellular component: microtubule; kinesin complex. The record is from RefSeq and is a predicted model, not a curated record. Bases 1 to 1344 code for a protein of 447 amino acids. The transcript has a single exon. Lineage: Eukaryota; Fungi; Ascomycota; Sordariomycetes; Hypocreales; Nectriaceae.
AUGACCACCACCUCCCCCAAGGCUAAAGCCAUCAACGUGUUUGCACGAUGGCGGCCACUCGCAUCAGAUGAGACCAAGUCGGGCGAGAUGCGGCACAGCAAACAGCCAGACUCCAAAGGAUUUUCUUCUGUCUCUAUCAAACCUCAAGCAUCGUCCAAAGAUCGCCCAUGGACGAGUCCCUCAGCGUUCCAUACCAUCUUUGGUCCCGAAGACCACAACUCCGAGGUAUACGACACUGUUGUGGUGCCCAACAUCUGCAAGGUUCUCGCUGGUGAAAGGUGCAGCUUCUUCGCGUAUGGACAUUCGGGUAGUGGAAAGACACACACCAUUCUCGGUUACGAUUUUGAGCACAGCCGGGAGCUUGGGCUGUGUCUUGCUGCCGCCAAGCAACUAUUUGCAGAGAUCGAGCGCCUUCAGAUGGAGAACAAAGAGCAAGAGCUAGGUAUCGGAUUCAGCUUGUUUGAACUGCGCCAGAAGUCAGCGUUUGAUCUUCUUAACAACAGGUCUGAAUGCCAUGUCAGACAAGGUCCUGACGGGAAAGUCCACAUCCGCGGCGAGACCGAGAUGCUGGAAGGAGGCAAAGUCCGGGUUCAACCCAUUGUUCAGCGGCCAUGCUGGAAAUUCGAGACCUUCCAACAAGAGCUUGUCCACGCCCUUGGUCAGCGUGCAACGGGCUCUUCGAGCGUGCACGACCAAAGCUCCAGGACUCACGCUGUGCUGGAACUAGAGAUUGUCAGCCAGCCCUUGAUUGAUGCGAGAAUGGCUUUGGUCGAUCGCCAGUCUGAGCUUGUGCCCGUGGGAAAGCGCGCCAUAGACGUCAGCAUCGAGGAGGAUAUGAAGAGCGUCAUUCAGACGAAAGAUGGAGGGUGGGCACCCAACCCCGACUACCAGAAGGACGAAGCUCGCAUCAAAGCAGUCGAGGAUGAGAAGGCCCUAUUUGAGGGUCGUGUCGCAGCCGCGGAAGAGCAGAUCCAAGCGAUCCUCAAAUUCAGCCCCUCUCUGUGUUUGGGGGCGAAGAUGGUGUUUGUCGAUCUCGCCGGCGCCGAAUACUCGGAAGACAAUGCCGCCCGGAUGCGGAAAUUGAAGCAGAGUCCCCAAGAACGCCAAGAAGGCCGACAAAUCAACAGCGACUUGCUAGCAUUGAAGGAGGUGAUGAGGGCUUGGUCCAAGGGGUCUAACAGAAUACCGUUCAGAUCUUCGACUUUGACGAUGGUGUUGCGGGAGCAUUUUAUUGCUACGGGGAGCUCUGCCAUUAUUGUGACGCUGUCGCCUGCGCAGGGUCAGUAUGCUGCGACCCUCAACUCGCUGAGAUAUGCGAGCUUGGUCGGAGCUCCUGGUGCUUGA